AUGGCGGACCACAGCGGCCAGCAGGAAAAGACACCGGGAUUCAUGACCAUCACCGUGAAAACUCCCAAGGACAAACAUACUGUCGAGGUCCAGGAAGGGGCAUCUGUCCGUCAGUUGAAGGAAGCGGUUCAGCAGAAGUUCAAUGCCCCCUAUGAGCAACUGUGUAUUAUCUUCGCUGGGAGAAUUGUCAAAGAUGAUGAUACACUUCAGCAACAUGGAAUCAAAGAUGGCCUGACAGUUCACCUGGUCAUCAAGUCGGCAAACAGAGCAGCUUCAGCGGCUGCUGCUCCAGCUACAUCUACACCAGACACAGCCCCAAGUGUGCCACAAGAGGCUCCGAGUGUGCCACAGGGACCACUAGGGAUUGGUGCCCUGGGUGGGCUUAGUGGCUUUGGCUUAGGAUCUGGCAGUUUCAUGGAGAUGCAGCAGAGGAUGCAGAGAGAGAUGGUCAGUAACCCAGACAUGAUGAGGCAGCUCAUGGACAACCCAUUUGUGCAGUCGCUGAUGUCCAACCCAGAAAUCAUGAGGUCUUUGAUUGUCAACAACCCACAGAUGAGAGACUUGAUGGAGAGAAACCCGGAGGUGACCCACUUAUUGAACAACCCUGACCUGAUGAGACAGACCAUGGAGCUGGCCCGCAACCCGGCAAUGAUGCAGGAACUCAUGAGGUCACAGGAUAGGGCCAUGAGCAAUCUGGAGAGUAUUCCCGGUGGCUUCAGCGCUCUACAGCGGAUGUACAGAGACAUACAGGAGCCCAUGUUGUCUGCGGCCCAGGAAUCAAUGGGUUCCAAUCCAUUUGCGUCCCUUGUCAAUGACGGCACAGGUAGUGAGAAUGUUCAACAAGGUAGAGAGAAUACAGAUCCCCUGCCCAACCCCUGGGCCAGCCCUGACUCUUCACCUGGUACAGGUGUCACUGCCAACCCUGCCUCCACCACUCCAAUUCCAAACACAGCCAUGUUGAACAGUCCGGGGAUGCAGAGCUUGCUGCAGCAGAUGACCCAGAACCCCCAGGUGAUGAGCAACAUGAUGCAGGCACCGUACAUGCAGACCAUGCUGCAGUCCCUGUCGGCAAACCCCGAGCUCACACAACAGAUUAUUGGCAACAAUCCUUUGUUUGCUAACAACCCCCAGCUACAGUCCAGCAUGAGCACCAUGAUGCCAACAUUACUGCAGCAGAUGCAGAACCCAGAGAUGCAGAACAUGAUGACCAACCCACGAGUCCUGGAGGCUCUAGGCCAGAUCCAGACCGGGUUGUCACAACUGCAGCAGGAGUCCCCAAAUAUAUAUUCCAGCAUGACAGGUUUAGGCAGUCUGCCACCGACGAUGACAGGUCUGCCCAUACCCAGCACCACCAACCCAACAUCUCCCUCUGUGACUGCAUCGACCACUACCACAACCACAUCCCCAAAUGGGGGCAUCACUUCGGCUGGGGGCCCACUAGGACAAGGUCUUCAGAGCAAUCCAGAGGCCUUCUCUAACAUGAUGGCACAGAUGAUGCAGAUGAUAGUCGGGGGGCAGCAGGGCCAGCCCCCGGAACAGUUGUACGCCUCACAGUUGGAACAGCUGGCCAACAUGGGCUUUGUGGACAGACAAGCCAACAUCACAGCCCUGACAGCCACUCUUGGGGAUGUGAACGCAGCUAUCGACAGACUGUUGCGUCCAAGCUGA
Candidula unifasciata is the source of this 1668-nucleotide messenger RNA. The record is from the annotation of a GenBank genome assembly. Lineage: Eukaryota; Metazoa; Mollusca; Gastropoda; Stylommatophora; Geomitridae.